Molecule: messenger RNA, 1347 nt
Organism: Morus notabilis
Lineage: Eukaryota; Viridiplantae; Streptophyta; Magnoliopsida; Rosales; Moraceae
Product: GDSL esterase/lipase 1
Exons: 5
Coding region: 55-1194 (379 amino acids)
Biological process (GO): lipid metabolic process
Molecular function (GO): lipase activity
Source: RefSeq, a predicted model, not a curated record
GCCAAAGGAGGAGAUAGGGACACAGGGUGCAUAUAAUAGAACCAAAAGGCACAUAUGGAAAGAGCCAUAUUUCCCGAGUAUUUGUGGGCUUUUUCUACAUUAUUAUUCCUUGCAGGCAUUGCAAGUAGCUGCAGUGACCGGUACUGGCUGCUGCAAAAACCCGUGGCCUUUUUCAUCUUUGGCGAUUCGAUUUUCGAUGCUGGAAACAACAAUUAUAUCAACACUAGCCCGAGAUUCCAAGCUAAUUACUGGCCCUAUGGAGAAAGCUUUUUUAAUACCUCUACCGGCAGAGCUACUAAUGGCCGUACAAUCCCUGAUUUUAUCAGUGAUUAUGCAAAAUUGCCACUAAUUCCACCAUAUUUACAACCAGACAUUCACGAUUAUGUUUAUGGGGUAAACUUUGCGUCUAUUGGGGCCGGUACUCUAGUUGAAACUCAUCCGGGUCUUGUUAUAGACCUUAAGACUCAACUGAGCAAUUUCUACAAAGUGGAGAAGCAAUUGAGGGACAAACUAGGCUGUGAAGAAGCCAACACAUUGCUGUCCACGGCCGUUUACUUAUUUAGCGUUGGAGGCAACGAUUACUUUGCCCCCUUCCAGAAAAACACCAGUUUCUUUGAGUCGGAGUACAUUCAGAAAGAAUACACGAGCAUGGUGAUUGGCACCUUGACAAAUGUUAUCCAAGAAAUAUACAAGCUAGGAGCAAGGAAAUUUGGGUUUAUGAACUUAACGCCCAUAGGAUGUCUUCCUCUUGUAAAAGCACUUAAACGCGAAACAGGUGGCUGCGUCCAAGGUUUCACAGAAGUGGCCAAGAUACACAACAGAGCACUUUCUGAAUCCCUCCAAAAGCUAGAGAGCAAUCUCCAAGAUUUCAAAUACUCAUUGCACGACUUUUUCACUUCUUUUGGUGAAAGAUCGGAGAAUCCUUCAAAAUACGGUUUCAAGGAAGUGAAUAUGGCUUGUUGCGGAAGUGGUCCCUACAGAGGAUUUCCUGUGUGUGGAUCAGUGAGAAGAGAGUAUGAAUUAUGUGAGCAUCCAAAUGAUUUCCUCUACUUUGACGCUACUCAUCCCACCGAGAAGGCCUACAAGCAAGUUGCCAAGCUAUUCUGGAGUGGAAAUUCGGAUAUCACAUGGCCUUAUAAUAUUAAAUCUUUGUUUGAACUUGACAACAAGUGUAGAUCUAGUCUUGUCAGUUAAUUAGUAUGUUUUUUGCGAAGACUUUUGGCUCAAGUGACAUGAUCCUUCGUCGAUUUUAAUGUCAGGGAUUUAAACUAUAAAAAAAUUAAAAAAAAUCGAGAAGUAAUAUGCUAAAAUUAAAAGUUCAGGAGUGGGACAAAGUUUGGAAUAUAG